GCAGUGCAUCCCCAUCCCCCACACAGUGACCGUCUCUCCGGGUGAAAGCUGUCUCCUUCUCCUCAGCGCAACUGGCCCCCGACAAAACGCUGCCGUAGCACAGCCAGUCCACACCGAGCCGAGCAGAGCAGACACACGGGAGAGAGCACGUACGCACCACCGGAGAAUCUUGUUUCAUUUUCCUCAAUUAUUCGACCGAGUGACUUCGAUUUGCAUAUCCACUUCCACUCCUUCCUCAUUUGCAUACAGCAAGAAUGGCGAGCGGGCAUCCCACAGACAAAUUCAGUUUCAUGUAUCAACCAGACACGCACAAGAGUAAGAACAGAUUAGCUUCAGCUAUGAAUCCAGUCUACAGCCCUGUUCAGCCUGGCACCCCUUAUGGAAACCCAAAGAACAUGGCGUUCACAGGUUAUCCAGGAGGGUAUCCUGCCGCGGCUCCCCACUAUACCCCCAACCUGUAUCAAACAGGUAGUCCUGGGUAUCCACCAGGUGAGCUCUGGCACACACCAUUUGAUGGCUUUGUUUAUCUUACAAAAGGAUAUACUGCAGCAGGCACCCCAUACAAAGUGCCACCCACUCAGUCAAAUGGAGCACCCCCUCCCUACACCCCAACCCCCACCCCAUACCCAACAGCUAUGUACCCUAUCCGCAGUGCCUACCCUCAGCAGAACCUAUACGCACAGGGAGCGUAUUACACCCAGCCUGUGUAUGCGGCUCAGCCACAUGUGAUCCAUCACACCACUGUGGUGCAGCCCAAUAGCAUCCCCUCCACAGCCCUCUACCCUGCUGACAACGCCCCAGCACCCCCCGAUUGGAGGACACCCAGUUACUGUGCCAACCUACAGGCCCCAAGGGACACCUGGGUACAGCUACGUACCACCUCACUGGUAGAGCCCACCAAUCAUGUCUGGAGUCCACCAUCGUAUGCAACUGCUCAAAUCUUACACGGGCUCCCGCUGGUAACCACGGGAACUCCGCACCUGUCUGCAAGAACAAAACUAAAGUGCAACAGCCACUUUACUUUUAUUUUUAUUGUUAUUAUGCGACAUUCUCUUAACAUUCUUACAAAAGCUGCUUUUAUUUUUUAAAUUUUAUUUCUCUGUUCAUUUGCCAACCAGUCAUUACUUUAUUUUGUAUGUUUAUUUUUUUUUUUUUCUCUCAUUUUUCUUUGCUGUGUCUGUCAUUGGAACUCCAGAAGGACUCUUUGACCAAUCACGGGUGUCGGUUGCUCCUGUUUCUGUGUUGUGCUGGUGUGUGUGGUCCCGCCUGCUGCUGCUCAGUUGGCUGGAUAAUAUUGGGCACUUACUCCUUGUUAUCAUCUCCCAUCAUUCACUACAAAGACUUACUGACUUAUGCUGCCAAAUUUUCUAACGACUAGAUAUCAGCACAGGGUUUUAACAUAAUUAGGAUUUUUGGGGGGGAUUAUUUAAUUUUUCUUACUUUUUACCACACUCAACUGGAUUGCUUAACUUUUCCUGUAGACUUCUUAUUUUCUACCUUGGUCAUUCCUUCCUCUUCAUCCUUUAUUUUAUCGGAUUUGUUUCAUUUUUUAUUUAAAUCUCGGUGGUCUUCCAGCAUGUAGCUGUCUGUCCGGCUGUAGUCUGUCAGUCACCGUCGUCCUUUCGUCUCCAUGUGAGUUGCUGUGUUAGGAGCAGAGCACUUGCUGCCCAUCGCCCACCCAGCUGCGUGUCCCAGCCUGUCCACAUUAGCUUAGCACCUAGCACAUACAUAAGAAAUUACCACCUUCUUCAUGCUGCAUACUAUGCAGGCUAGUAUGUUUGCGACACAAACGGAAUCUUUACCUAGAGCUAGAGAACAUUUCGGGGUUGUUCGGGUCCUCAAGCUUUUUUUAUUGUGCUUAGCGUAGGUUAACGCAUUGAGAAAAUGCUAAAUAUUAAUUCUAACCGUGUCAACAGCAUGGGUGGUCGUACACACUCACACACUGACUCCUGCAGUGUGUUGGAAAACACAUGAUCACUUAGUGGCACUUACUGAACAGUACCUCCCAGUCCAACACAAGCAUACACACGGGUUUCUAGGGGUGUGCAUUGCAGACACAGCCAGCAGAGAAGGAGUUUAAAGGGAUUGUGUUGGCACCAGGAGAGCAGACUGGGGAGCAGACAACCAUGGGAGGAGGAGGAGGAGGUGAUGACGUUCACAGUCGGUUGUUUCAUUUCAAGGUACAAGACAUUUGAGUUGGUAACAUCUUACUUGCAAGAAACUGCUGUCACAUUCUGCUAAUUUUGCACUAUAUGUAUUGUACAUUGAUUUCUCGCUGUGAUCAUAUCGUCUCCUCCUCCUCCUUCAUUCCAGACCAGGACUAAUAACCAAACCGAAAAGCCAGAUUAUUCAAUUUAAAAUGCACCAUUCAAAUGUGCUGAUGUAUGGAUUCACUCCAUUAGUCCGUUUUGUCAGUGCUCUGAGCUCUGAAAAGGCCGAACAAAUGAGGUUUCUGGGUCGGGUGCUACAUUAGGAAGUCAGGAGGCUGUAUACACCUUGUCUGUGUCGUAUUCGCGGCUUGGAGUUCUCAGAAAUUGGGGUCAAAAGUCGGUGAUCAAGAGCAAAAAAUGAACUGCAAUCAAAAAGCAGUGAUGUUUUUGUUUUAAUUGCUGGAGCUUGAAAUUGUGACGACUCGGCGUCUCUGUCACUUCAUUUUAACCCAGUUAGCUUCUUUUGACAGGAGGUAAAGAGCUACGCGACCUUCAAGGGGCCAGUAAGUGGCUUUGAGACUUUUAGCAGUAUUAUGAGAAAAGAAAAUUCAGUUGUUUACUGUGUUAAUUCUGCCGGAGUCAGAGAUUUACACAUAUUUGGUUUUACUGACUGCAUUUCAACAUUGCUCUUCAUUCUUUUCAACAAAAACCUUUUAUUUUAUUAAAAGUCAUUUCAUGGGGACAAUAUUACAGCCAGUGAGAGCUGGAUCAUAUACAGCUGGUUUUGUUCACGCUAAGGUGUCUACAUCCACAGUAUGAUGAUUAAUCACUGAGUCUUGUUUAUUGGUCCUUGGCUGGAGGACGUGUAUGGUGCGGGGUUGUGGUGGUGGUGGGGUUUGAUAAUUAGGUGAGGCCUGUGGCAUUUAAAAAAAAAAAAAAGAAAUAAAACCAAAAAAAGUAUAUAAAAAUAAAAAAAGAUCAAAUCACAACUUCUGUAGAGGACAGGUUGGUUUAGCAAAAGCAUUUACUGUGCUGGUAUGUAGAUGAAGUGGUUUGAUAUUGCAAUAAAACAAGAGGGAAUGCCUCCAGCUGUUUAACACAGUAAUUAUUUUAUCAGCGUUUUGAAUUGAUUUUUGAAUAAAAUGCUUAUUGUUGUAAUCUCUAAAUAUGGAUCACAGGCUCUGUAAGCAGCCUCCAUUCAAUAAUUAUUACACUUAACUGCUAAGAAGAGUAGAACAUAUCAGAAAUGUGGGAUAAUGAAUAACUUUGUGAGGAAAUAUUGCACAACAUAAGAGAACUUGAGGACUACAAUUUAAUGCUAAGUAACAGGUACCUAGGCUGUGUAGUGCAAAUGGGAGGAAGAAGCAAUUUAUAUUGUAAUUUUAAAAUAUAAACCAAUAAGAUCGAGUGUUUUGAGGUAUUCUUAGUCCAGAUGUUUGUACACUAGUAGGUUAAUUCUCAAGAAAAUACUCAAUAAUGUUGCUGUCGGAUGAAAACCAUUUAUCUUUGAGCCUUAUCUUAAAUAAUGACCCCUGUAUUUUAGAAGACAUGAAGUGGUUGUUAUUGACACAAGGGUCAUCGAACGUUCCCACCACGUAUGGAUCAGAGAAAAUACAGAAACUGGAUUUUCUUGCGACAGCAGUAAUAUUACUUGUCAUUAGGAUUUAUUUAACUAACCACUACUUCUGUCAGUAUUUCUCCAUUUGUUUUUGUUUGGGUUUUUUUUUUUACGUUAUUUUGCUUUUUUUCUCAUUUCCCUCUGGUCAAUUAAGCAUAUUGGGUAUGCAUAAUAUUCAGGUGUAUUUAACUAUAGCAUUGGAUCUCUAAGUUUAAAAAAAAAAAAAAAAUGCAGUAUAUUUAUACAGCAAGUGGUACAGUAAUGUAUUUCUAGCUAAGCAUGGUUGCAUCAGUGUGGCAGCUACUGUUUGUGCUUUUACAUUUUUUUUUACCUCUUCUGCAUCUCUGUCCUCUACAUAUCUGUCACUGUGGUAGGGGGGAGUAUUUAGGAUGGAGUAUAAGGCCGUAUGGAGAAAAUUGCCCAUAAUAUUCGAAGAAUAAUGUGGAAACGUCAGAAUAGUACGACAAUAAAAACUUAAAAGAAAUAUGCAGCAAGGAGAACCGGUGUUUGCUGGAGUUGCUCUCCUGGAUCCAAAAUCUUGAACGAAUCUCAUUGCUUCUUGAGAAAGUACAAAACAGGCUGAUCUUCUGAUAUUCCCCCUCUAACAUGACACAUAACCUAAAAUUAGGACUUUAUUUUUGUAAUAUUACAAUUUUAUUCUCGUAAUAAUACAACUAUAAAUUCUCAAAAUCUCAGCUAUUUAACCCAAGGUCUGUAAAUAAAGUUAGGCCUUGUUGAGAUUCCCACAUUUUUACGAUUGUUGCCUGGAUUUUCAGACUUUAAGGAAGUAAGGAUGAACGACGGAACAGAAAUGGAUUGUAUUAUUUUUGGCUGGGUGAAAAAAGGGUAACCAUUCCUCGCUGUCCGUUUCUGUUUUGCCACUACAAAGAUGAAUCGAACGUUGUCUCAGAAACCCUCAGCCUCCAUGCCCUUUGUUCUGUGCCAUAUUUCACCAACUAUUGUUCAGUUAAUAUUAGUUUCUUCUCCUCAGUAAACUGGUUAAGUCUGAGUCCUUAUGUCCUGCUUCCUGUGAAUGUGUUUUCCUGUCGCUCUUCCUGUUUCUCACAUUGUCGUUGAUGCAUAUUGCCAGUCUCACUUUUCUGUUUCUUACUCUCUUGUUUCCACUUCGUGCCACAAACUCCUGUUCAGAGGCCAUUUUGCAUCCCGUCAAACACUCGUUUCAUUUUUGCCACAUUCAGGGAUGCACAAUGUGAUGAUCUGUUCUGCUCCCUCCCUUCUUUUCCUUCAGCCCUCUGCUCUCAUGUUUCUGGCCUCUCUGUGCGUCUCAGUCCGACCUUUGCAACCCUCACCACCCCCAACUAAAUAACAGUUAUACCGAAUUAUACAAUGGUCGUUAAAUUGCUGUUCUUACUGGUGAUAAUCUACUGUACUUAUGGCAUGCGUGAUAUUCCACUGAGCCUUUUUUAACACUAGGUGUCACUGGUGACAAAGUCUAGAAGUGGCAUCACCAUAGUUUGAGGCUUUGAGCCAGAAUGAUAAAGGAAAUGAUUUUUCAGUCAUUUAAAAUUCCCAAUUUGGUGUCACAUUGAGAUUCUUUAUUUAGAGGUUGGACUUAUCCGAGUUAAAUGUUUUUUUUUUCUUCUCAGAAAUGCCAUUUUGGACGACAACAGAAGCCAAAUACAUUUUUAUUUGUCUUUCUUACAGGAGAAGUAAAUUUUGUUUGAGUUAAUAAUAAGAGAGGGGUUUUCUUUCCUAGGCUGUGGACCAACGCUCUUUAAAAACUGUAACACUGUUUUAAUAUGGCGGCUCAGUAGAGAGGCAGACCCCGCAGAGCAUUCUGGGAGAGUAGAAUUUGUAAGUGUCUCCCUAAUCAGCAGGCUCUGUUUUUCCUGGGUGGUGAAACAGCUUCCUUAUUUCACUCCAUUCCUCGCCUCUUAAGUUUUAAUUUGCACUUAAGUGAAAACAAUUGAAAACACUCUGGUGUGUUUUAGGGGGGGAAUUGCAAAGUUGUCUUAAUCGCAGGUCCUUUUUUCUUUCUUUUUUUAAAAAUUGUUUUACUUCUCUCAUUUCCAAACAUUAAAGGUGGUAAUUUUUGAAGCGGAAUACUCUUUUUUUUCAGUCUGUUUAUAUGUUGCGCUUCUUCACCUUGAUGGUGGAAACGCAUCCAGAAACAUUUACAACUCUACUUUACUUCCACCUUCCCUCUGUUUUUCUUUUUUUUGCCUUGCAGUUGCUAAGUCUUAGUUUUUCUCUCUUUUCCCAUCAGUAUAAAUUAAAACACUACUAUCUCAGUGAAUAGUAGGCUCUUAAAUGUCGUUGAUGUUCUGCUGCAGCUUUUUUUCAUUUUGAUUUGUCAGUUUCAAGUUUAAUUUGACACUAAAUGUGAUGCAAAAAGUGGAAAUUCCUUGUCUUCCAAAAAAAAACAAAAAAACCGAAACAUACUUGUAUCCGCCCUGGAUCGAGUAUUAGGAACAACCCCAUCUUUGGAAGUUUUAGUUUGGUACCCAGUUUGCACAUGCUAUGGUAUAUCUGUUACCGUAAGGUUGUGUUCGAAACUGAAGCCCAACGUCUGUUCAGCGUUGAGAGAAGUGAAUUGUAUGUUAGCUAUUUGGUCCAGAGUGAAGGACCUGCGUCAGGCUUGUGAUAUGAAGUGUAAAUCUGUUUUUAAUUUUUUUUCUUUUUUUUUUAAUGUUUUUUUGUUGUUGAGGGUUUUUUUUUUAAGAUCAGUUAGUGAUCUUAGUACUAUAACUAAGCCAAGUUUGUAAUUGUAUAUUUACUGUAAAAUGUAGAACAUUGAAUAACUAUUAAAAUUUUCCUAUAAAAGGAA
Molecule: messenger RNA, 6556 nt
Organism: Hippoglossus stenolepis (Pacific halibut)
Lineage: Eukaryota; Metazoa; Chordata; Actinopteri; Pleuronectiformes; Pleuronectidae
Gene: fam168a
Product: family with sequence similarity 168 member A
Exons: 8
Coding region: 255-1088 (277 amino acids)
Biological process (GO): positive regulation of base-excision repair
Source: RefSeq, a predicted model, not a curated record